This is a messenger RNA of Giardia duodenalis, 1359 nucleotides long. Its product is annotated as Ankyrin repeat protein 1. The record is from RefSeq and is a predicted model, not a curated record. The transcript has a single exon. Gene Ontology annotation, molecular function: protein binding. Bases 1 to 1359 code for a protein of 452 amino acids. NCBI's taxonomy places the organism in Eukaryota, Fornicata, Diplomonadida, Hexamitidae.
AUGGGCACAACAGAGCUGAUGAUGGCCCUCAAAGCGGAGGAUUUCGACCGCGCCCGCCGUCUUCUAAGCACGGCUAUGGGGCAACAAGAUGACGAGGGCUUUACGGCGCUUAUGUACGCGCUACGCGCCCAUGCUCCGGAGCUAGCCGAACAGCUUGUCGAGGCUGAAAAGGGGAAGAUUACGCGACGGGGUAUCACAGCAUUGAUGCUAGCCGCUGAGCAUGGCUACAAGGAUGUUGCUGCGCGACUUAUCGAAGCUGAGGCAGGCAACAUGGACCUGCAAGGCUGGACAGCCCUGAUGUACGCAUCCAAAAAUGGACACAAGGAGGUCGCUUCCAUGCUGAUCGAUAAAGAGGCCGGCAUGUGCAAUAUAGAUGGCUCUGCAGCCAUUCACUGGGCUGCUGAGCAAGGCCACCUCUGUAUUGUCGAAGAGCUGGUAAACGCAGAGGUUAACCUAACCAACAAGGACGGCUGGACAGCGCUAAUGAGUGCCGCCCACAAUGGGAGCGAAGAAAUCGUUAGGUAUCUUGUCAAAGCGCUUGCAGGAAAACAGACGAAAACAGGGUGGACAGCGCUCAUGGCUGCUGCUGCACGUGGUCACUAUCGCAUUGCAGAGAUCCUGCUCAGUAAGGAGGCCGGCAAACGUACCCAUGAUAGCUGGUCUGCGCUCAUGUCGGCCGCGCAAAACGGAUUCGUGAACAUUGUGAAGCUUCUUUGCCCAUUCGAGGAGAAGAUUAUUACAGAUAAGGGUGUGACAGCGCUAAUGCUUGCAGCCCAAAGAGGUCGCACAGAGGUGGCACCCAUUCUCAUACCAAAGCAGAGCUGCUUGCAGGAUGCUCAGGGCUUGACUGCGCUGAUGUAUGCAGCUGACCAAGGCCACUACGAGAUAGCAGAACUGCUGGCUAAAUAUGAAUUCGGGAUGCGCGAUAACGAGGGUCGUAGUGCAUACAUAUACGCGUCGACUGGCGAUCACGUGCGCAUCAUGGAGCUCCUUCAGGAGGAGGAGAUUUACUCUAUGCGAUCAGCAAUAGAGAAGACUGUCUCCAUGCGUUUGCAGCACAACUCCCCAGACAGUCCUGAUAUGCGCUCGGCCAUAAAUAGGCUCGAGCUUAAGAUAGAUUCAUUGAUGAGGGAUAACGCAGGCAUCCGUUCCAUGCUUCAUACAGGUGGAAGCUCUCCCCAGUCUAAGCUACCUGACCUAGGCAGCGGUGCAAACGAGCUUAUCAUUGGAAGCGCCCAACACGCCUAUUUCCUGCUUCCCUGUCGCCAUGUAGUAUACUCUGAUAAGGAGGACUUCACAUUUGAUGUUUGUACCAGGUGUGGUGGCCUAGUAUCUGAAUUCUAUAAGAUUGAGCUGUAG